AUGGAAGGCGACAAGCGCGAUCUUGACAUUUUCAAGGACAAUGAAAUGCCAGCUAGCAUUCCAGAAAUUGUCGCUAAGAUUCCGUUAACAGUGAAGAAGCGAGUCUGUGCCCUCAAGAAGAUUCAGCUCAAUAGUAUUGAGCUGGAGGCAAAAUUUUACGAACGGGUUCACCAGCUGGAAAAGGAAUUCGAACCUGAGUUCAAUAAGCUUUAUGAACAGGUGGCUUACUUUAAGAGAAGAAAAAUCGUUGCUGGUGAAUAUGAACCAACUGAUGAGGAAUCGAAUCUUCCCAUUAUUCAUGGAUUGCGAGACGAAGCGAUUAAAUGUCUCAAUGACAAAUCCGACCCAGAUGAUGGCUCCAAAGGUGUUCCAUCGUUCUGGCUUCAUGUGUUAAAGGGAUCCGAUAUGACUCAGGACAUGAUCCAGGAACACGACGAACCUAUACUCAAACAUUUGAUGGAUAUAACGACAACAAUUGAAGUUGACCCUCAUGGCUUCACUAUUUACUUUCACUUCUCCCCCAAUGAAUUCUUCACAAACAGUGUUUUGAAGAAGCAAUACUUUCUUGAAAUCAAACCUGAUCCUGAAGACCCAUUCUCGUUCGAUGGACCUUCUGUCGUACGUGCUAUAGGCGACACUAUUAACUGGAAGGAAGGAAAGAACAUCACGAGAAAGGUUGUGAAGAAGAAGCUGAAGAAAGGUAGCAAUGCCGGGAAGUUCAUCACGAAAACGGUGAAGGCUGAUAGCUUUUUCAAUUUCUUCGACACAAUUGUGCCUCCGAUGGAUGACCACAGGAAUGAGGACGACGAAGAAGACGAUUCACAUGAGAUAAUGCGGGCAGAUUUCGAAGUAGGGCAGGUGCUACGUGACAACAUUAUCAAUCGUGCUGUGCUGUUCUAUACCGGUGAAGCUGAGCUAGGCGAUGAUAUGUACGAUGUUGGAGAGGAUGAUGAUGACGAAGAAGAUGAGGAGGAAUCAUCAGAUGAGGACGAUGAGUAA
Molecule: messenger RNA, 999 nt
Organism: Angiostrongylus costaricensis
Lineage: Eukaryota; Metazoa; Nematoda; Chromadorea; Rhabditida; Metastrongylidae
Source: the annotation of a GenBank genome assembly